Molecule: messenger RNA, 1122 nt
Organism: Humulus lupulus (European hop)
Lineage: Eukaryota; Viridiplantae; Streptophyta; Magnoliopsida; Rosales; Cannabaceae
Product: glycinol 4-dimethylallyltransferase-like
Exons: 11
Coding region: 1-1122 (373 amino acids)
Cellular component (GO): membrane
Molecular function (GO): transferase activity, transferring alkyl or aryl (other than methyl) groups
Source: RefSeq, a predicted model, not a curated record
AUGAAAGCUUUGGGACUUUAUUUAUAUUUUGGGGAGAUUGAAAAUUUGAAACUGUUUGCUCGGAUAGUUAUUUCAGAGUGUUUACUACAUAAUUUGAUGUUGGGCAUAUCUGAUAUUACUAUAGCCAUAUCUGUUUCAAGCAUUCCUUUUCAAGGUUCUGUUAGAUUGUUGGCUGAUGUGAAUUUUACUAAAAACGUAAUUCAUCAAUUUUCUGAAAAAAUUGAUUCUUGUAUUGAUAAUCGCCCUGUUUGUUCUUGUUAUGGCUAUAGGAUGAAGAUCUUAUCUUUUUCACCCUCGGAACCUCAUGAACAGCUGCAAGACAAUAAUCAUGUUGUAUAUCCAGAGGAGAAGAUGAUGUCUUAUCCUUUUAAGAAACUUCUGUCGAAUCUAUUCGAUUUGGUUGUGCUGGAAAUCAGGGCAUUGGCAUUUGUGCUUGUGCUGCAUCAACUGAAUGCAAGUUCAAAUGCGGCAUACAAUGUAUCAAGGUUUAUAGCUUGGAAUGUGAGAGAAAAACAUUGCUGUGCUGGGUUACAACCCAGUUCAUUGAAGCAUUGCAUUGAAACAUCUAUAUCCUACCAGAGACCAAAUAAAAUAUUCCUGGUUAAUGCUGCUGAUGGACAACCUCUUGAAUCGGAGCCAAAAAAUGUUUUGAACUCCGUUAAAGAUUCCUUGGAUGCUUUCUAUAGGUUUUCUCGGCCACAUACAGUCAUAGGCACGGCAUUGAGCAUAGUCUCAGUUUCCCUACUUGCAGUCGAGAAGCUUACAGACUUUUCACCAUUAUUUUUUGCUGGGAUGUUGGAGGCUGUUGCAGCUGCCCUCUUAAUGAACAUUUACAUUGUUGGUUUGAAUCAGUUGUAUGAUAUUGAUAUAGACAAGGUUAACAAGCCAUAUCUUCCGUUGGCGUCAGGGGAAUAUUCAAUUCAAACUGGUGUCAUGAUUGUCGCAUCCUUUUCUGUUCUGAGUUUUGGCCUUGGAUGGAUUGCUGGGUCAUGGCCAUUAUUUUGGGCCCUAUUCAUCAGUUUUGCAUUGGGAACUGCUUAUUCAAUCAAUGUGAGUUUGUCUAAUCUCAGAAUUUUUCAUAUACAAUGCCUUAUCAGCGAAUAUUUUGAAAUAUAUACUUAG